AUGUGUAUGGCUGGGAAGUGGGAGAAAAGACUCUACUUUACCCAGACUUUAGCCAAGCAGAGCCCAGGGUACUCCCCAUCUGAACUGUCCCCUUCUCCCCCUGUUCUAGGUUUCAGUGUCCUGCUGGCUCUGUUAGGAUCAGAAGCAAAGAAUUCUGGAGCUUUAUGUCCCCCAUGCCCUGAAAAUGCCAGCUGCUUUAACAGCAUCCACUGUACUUGUAAAGAUGGAUUUCAGUCUGAGUCUGGGAAGAAGUACAUCAUCGGGCCUUAUGAGAAAUGUGAAGAUAUCGAUGAGUGCAAGACUGGGCUGGCAAAAUGCAAACAGGUGUCAUACUGCAGAAAUGAAAUUGGAAGUUACUACUGCAGCUGUAUCCCACAUCUCCCUAUCUUAAACUGGGUGGCUAGUUUUGUUAAAUUAAAUCAUUCAGAAUGUUAUGAGAACAGUAGUAAGGAGACAGAGUUAUCACAAGUCAUUCAGACAAUUCUAAAGAACAAUGGAAGCAAAGAGAACAUUGCAAAAAAGGCUACCCAGCUACUUCAAGACAUUGAAUCAACCAUAUGGAAUAGGAGUUUUGCUUCUCCUGGAAAGUUCGAAAAUUCUGUGCUUGAUAUAGUUUAUGAGAUCAAGAAGUGCAAUGAGACAAGUGAGAAGACUGUUCUGGAAGCUGGAAAUAACACAAUGGAUCUUGACUGCAAUGAUGUUUUCAAAGGAACCACAGGAGAAAGGAGUGCAGUUGCAUUUAUCACUUAUCAGUGUCUUGGGGAUAUUCUGAAUGGAUCCUUCUUCAGUGACAGAAGAAGGACAGUGGGAGUGAAACUGAACUCUCGUAUUGUGAGUGGCACCAUCGGUAUGAAGGAAAAAGUUUAUCUGUCUAGACCCGUGUUCCUGACCUUCAAACAUACUGAGCCUGGUGGUGAGAGAACAAAACAUUUGUGUGUCUACUGGGAAGGAUCGGAGGAAGGAGGCAGCUGGUCGACAGAGGGCUGCACUCACGUGAGCAGCAAUGAUUCUUACACCACGUGCAAGUGCUUCCACCUUUCCAGUUUUGCUGUACUCUUGGCUCUUGUUCCUAAGGUGGAUCCCAUUCUGGCUGCGAUCACCUACCUGGGACUGAGUCUCUCUCUGCUGUGCCUCUUCCUGGCAACCCUCACCUUCCUCCUGUGCCGACCCAUCCAGAACACCAACACCUCCCUCCACCUGCAGCUCUCCAUCUGCCUCUUUCUGGCCCACCUCCUCUUCCUCACAGCAAUUGAUCAAACUGAGCCUGAGGUGCUGUGCUCCAUCAUCGCAGGGGUGUUGCACUACCUCUACUUGGCCUCCUUCACCUGGAUGUUCCUCGAAGGGCUAUACCUCUUUCUCACUGUCAGGAACCUCAAGGUGGCCAACUAUACUAAUACAGGAAGAUUCAAGAAGAGGUUCACGUACACUUUAGGCUAUGGGAUCCCAGCUCUGAUUGUGGCUGUGUCUGCAAUAGUAGGACACAGAAAUUAUGGAACCUAUACCCACUGCUGGCUCAGUCUUGAUAAAGGGUUCAUCUGGAGCUUUAUGGGUCCAGUGGCCAUCAUUAUCUUGAUAAACUUGGUGUUCUACUUCCAAAUUCUGUGGAUUUUGAGAAGUAAACUUUCCUCCCUCAACAAAGAAGUUUCCACCAUUCAGGACACCAGAGUCAUGACAUUUAAAGCCAUUGCUCAGCUGUUUACCCUGGGCUGUUCUUGGGGACUUGGAUUUUUUAUGGUUAAUGAAGUUGGGAAGACAAUUGGAUUAAUCAUUGCCUAUAUGUUCACCAUCAUCAAUGUCCUGCAGGGUGUUUUGCUCUUUGUGGUACACUGUCUCCUUAAUCGCCAGGUGCGAAUGGAAUACAAGAAAUGGUUUAGUAGGAUGCAGAAAGAGGUUGAAAUUGAAAGUACUGAGGUCUCUCCUUCUACUAUCCACACCAAAGUGGUGCUGUGCUCCAUCAUUGGAGGGGUGCUGUUCUACCUCUACUUGGCUUCCUUUACCUGGAUGCUCCUUGAAGGGCUGCAGCAUUUCUUAACUGUCAGGAACCUCAAGGUGGCCAACUACAUCAGUGCAGGGAAGUUCAAGGAGAUUUGCCUCCUUCAUUGCCAACAGCUACCAAAGGACACCAAGCAGGUGUCCUUUAGGCUAUGGAUCCCAGCUGUGAUUGUAGCUGUGUCUGCCAGUGUUGUACACAGCAGUUAUGGAACACACACCCAGUAA
Pteropus alecto (black flying fox) is the source of this 2217-nucleotide messenger RNA. Its product is annotated as adhesion G protein-coupled receptor E4-like. NCBI's taxonomy places the organism in Eukaryota, Metazoa, Chordata, Mammalia, Chiroptera, Pteropodidae. The coding region runs from base 1 to 2217 and encodes 738 amino acids. Gene Ontology annotation, molecular function: G protein-coupled receptor activity; calcium ion binding. Gene Ontology annotation, cellular component: membrane. The record is from RefSeq and is a predicted model, not a curated record. Gene Ontology annotation, biological process: adenylate cyclase-activating G protein-coupled receptor signaling pathway; cell surface receptor signaling pathway. The transcript has 15 exons.